Molecule: messenger RNA, 1245 nt
Organism: Emericellopsis atlantica
Lineage: Eukaryota; Fungi; Ascomycota; Sordariomycetes; Hypocreales; Bionectriaceae
Exons: 4
Coding region: 1-1245 (414 amino acids)
Source: RefSeq, a predicted model, not a curated record
AUGGCGGGAGACACUCGGUCGUGGACGACGUCCUCGUCCCAUGGCCCCAUCCACUCAAGUCUCACCUUCACCGUAGAUAGCGGCACCCUGUACAGCUUCGACACGACGAGUGAAUGUCGCUUACGUCCGGGCGACACGCUCCAUGGCACUUACCGCAUCACGACAGAGCUUGCCAUGGGCGGUCGCUGGGUCGAGUUCCUUCAUCUUCGGCAUCGCCUGCAGCUUGACGAUGACUACGCCCUGGAAGAUGGGCGACGAGUCUACACGGCCUCUUUUGUGCUUGUGGUCCCCGCUGGAAUCGACCGGACCAACGACCGGGCUCAAGACGAAUGUAAGCCGCUGCCGCCAUCCUUCCACAUCCAGCGCUCGACUUUUCGAACCUGGAGCCCGACCAUACCACCCAACGUCUUCAUAUCGUACUCGUUGCGGGCCUCUGUGGCGCAUGCAAUGAAGUCUGCCGAGAUUGUCUACCCAGUGACCUGUCUCCCGUACAUCGAGGCCCAGCCACCUAUCGAAACGAACUGUUUCCCGGACGAUUACGUCCUCUCUGCUAGCCAGACCGCCUGGAGGUGGCUUCUUGGGCAGACUCUGGGGCGCAUCACGUUCGAGGCGCGAGAGCCACCGCCCCUCCUGUACAACUCCUCUGAGCAUCUCUCGACGACGCACUUCUCGACCAGGACGUAUUACAGCGGGACGAAACUGACGGGCAACCCGAGCAGGGCGUUCGUGCAGGAGUCUAGCCGGACCCAGCUCCACAUGGAUACGAUCCAGCUCGACGUGCACAGCUUCUCGUCCCUGCAGUGGAGCCCAAGAGACGUACGCAGAGGGAGCAGCAUGGUGGGCGCCGCUGCUGCCACGACCGACAAAGAGGAGAGUCCGCCCUGGUAUGCAGCUGUCCAUGUUCCAAUCAAGCCACCCCUGAAGCUGCUACCGAGCUUCUGCAGCGACUAUGUGGCCUCGUCGUACGCCAUCAUCGCCAAGGUAUCCAUCAGCGGUGUCCACGCCAAGCCGUCGUAUCUCAUGUUUCCACUGCAGGUGGCUUACCCGAGCUCCGCGCAGAAGGACUCGGGGCACCAAGCUGCGGACAGUCGGGGACUUGCGCCGCCAGUGUUCUCGUCGUCGCCUGAGGACAACGUGUGCUGCACCGCGGUGGACGCAGACGUACAGUGUGAGAAUCCGCGAAUCGUGCCACCCUAUGUCGAUGUCUCCCUGUCAGCGGCCAGAUCUCCGCGCAGAGGACCUUGA